Molecule: messenger RNA, 678 nt
Organism: Rubroshorea leprosula
Lineage: Eukaryota; Viridiplantae; Streptophyta; Magnoliopsida; Malvales; Dipterocarpaceae
Source: the annotation of a GenBank genome assembly
AUGUUAUAAAGCGUGGUUAGUGUGGGUAGAGGUGUUGAAUUGGUGGGGUUUGGAGAGUGUUUUACCCAAUACAGUUAUGGGAGUGGCAGAUUUUUUCAUAGAUGUGUUGGGCAGUACAGUAGGAAAGGAGAUGGGCUCUUGUGUUUUUCUGGCAGCUGCUUGGUAUGUAUGGUAUAGAAGGAAUACUCAGAUAUUUCGAGAAGAUGAAGGAAUUCCAGAGAAAAUGCUGGAAAGGGUGCAAGCAAAAACCUUUUUAUGGUUGAAGUCUAAAGUGAAGGGAUGCGUUUUUUCCUUUUAUGAAUGGCAAUCUUGUCCGAUGGAAUGUGCAAAGGCUGUCAAACGGCAUAAAAGGAUGAGGAAGCAAUUCUCGAAGGCAGUAGUGGCCCCUAGCUAACGGGGGGGAGGUUCACAAUCUGCUCUUUUAGUCUGCUCUUUUAGUCUGUUGUAUGGGUUCUGAAGGACAUGGUGAUGUUUUGGGUGUGCAGGCCGUUAUAAGUUGCUGGAAACGGCUUAGUGUUAUUUCCUUCUCCUGUAGACUUCUUCCUGAUGGCUGUCCUGAGCUUUUGUGUUUCUUGAAUGUAGUAGGUAAAUUGUGUUGUGUAUCUUGAUUCCACCGGACUGUACUCUGUUUUAGGAGUAUUUCUUAUGCUCCUUCUCUAAUACAUAUCGUAUGUUGCU